AUGAAUGACACGGAGAUUAACAAGUUGAAAAGUGAGCUGGUAUGUAAGGAUGAAAAGUGCCAUAAGGCAGUCAAGUAUAAUUUUGGCUCGGAUCCACAAUUCAAAGAUGAGCAUAUACCGAAAAAGUUGUACGUCGUGUUGCAUGAAAUGAUGCAUGCCCUCGGCGGCUCUCACGAACAACAGCGUGGAGGGCGAACUGAAGACCUAUCGGUGGAUUAUAAUAACAUACAGAAUAGUGUGGCUAAUAAUUACUUCACUUAUUUUCCACAAGUCUCGGAAGUGCCUUCUGCUCCAUUCAGUUUGGCUUCAACCCUAAUGUAUUCUCGUUUUAUAUUCAACAAAAUCAGUGAUCAAGGAACCAUGAAAAUUAAAAACAAGGAUUUGGAAUUCCUGACCGAAAUAAUAAAAAGAGAUUUAUCCUUUUACGACCGUCUAUCGCUUACCAGUGUUUUCCAGUGUGGAAGAGAUUGUGGUGAUACAGUUUGUAAUAAUGGUGGAUUUGCAACUGUCACAGUCAAUAAUCCGUCUUGUGCUUGUGUGUGUCCUGAACAUCUCGGUGGAAUAUCGUGUGAUGAGCUAACUGGCAGUGCAACGUGCAGUAGAACGAUCAAUUUAGGACAAAGCGGAACUGACGUCAUUGAAUCACCAAACUAUCCUGCUAAUUAUAAUACAAAUGAAAAAUGCGUUUAUCUGAUAAAGUGUGUAGAUUUGAGUGAUAAAGAGGGGGAACUAGCUUUGAAAUUGUGUGGUCAGUGUGUAGAUUUGAGUGAUAAAGAGAGGGAACUAGCUUUGAAAUUGUGUGGUCAGUGUGUAGACUUGAGUGAUAAAGAGAGGGAACUAGCUUUGAAAUUGUGUGGUCAGUGUGUAGAUUUGAGUGAUAAAGAGGGGGAACUAGCUCUGAAAUUGUGUGGUCAGUGUGUAGACUUGAGUGAUAAAGAGGGGGAACUAGUUCUGAAAUUGUGUGAUCAGUGUGUAGAUUUGAGUGAUAAAGAGGGGGAACUAGUUCUGAAAUUGUGUGAUCAGUGUGUAGAUUUGAGUGAUAAAGAGGGGGAACUAGCUCUGAAAUUGUGUGGUCAGUGUGUAGACUUGAGUGAUAAAGAGGGGGAACUAGUUCUGAAAUUGUGUGAUCAGUGUGUAGAUUUGAGUGAUAAAGAGGGGGAACUAGUUCUGAAAUUGUGUGAUCAGUGUGUAGAUUUGAGUGAUAAAGAGGGGGAACUAGCUCUGAAAUUGUUUGGUCAGUGUGUAGACUUGAGUGAUAAAGAGGGGGAACUAGUUCUGAAAUUGUGUGAUCAGUGUGUAGAUUUGAGUGAUAAAGAGGGGGAACUAGCUCUGAAAUUGUGUGAUCAGUGUGUAGAUUUGAGUGAUAAAGAUGGGGAACUAGCAUUGAAAUUGUGUGAUCAGUGUGUAGAUUUGAGUGAUAAAGAGGGGGAACUAGCUCUGAAAUUGUGUGAUCAGUUUGAAGGUGCGGAUGUUGGGUCAAGAAUAAGAUUCAAUUUACAAAUUGUGGAUAUCCCAGAGAGAGGUGAUGGAUGCGCUCAUUCCUUGCAAAUAAGAAGCAACCUUAUAGGGGAAAGGGGCCCAAGUUAUUGUGGAUCAAAUAUGAACAAAGAAAUCCUGAGUGGAGCUCACCCCGAAUCACAUCUUGCAACUGUCAUUUGGGACACUAACUCAAAUCCAGCAGAAGAUGCUUCAACGGGGUUCUCUCUCACUGUUACUGCGAUCGUGUCGGGUUGUUUGAAUAGACCCUGCAAAAACGGUGGAACGUGUGACGAAGAUGAAAAUGUAACCGGUGGGUUUAUCUGCACCUGUCCCCCUGGAAUAGGAGGCAAUAAUUGUGGCGAAGCUAUAGGGACUGUUUCCUGUAACGAAGAUAUAGACGUUGAUAUUCAUGGGCAGUGCUUUUUGUCAAACUUACAAGACCGGGGUGCGCGAUUUUCAGACCGAAUUGUAAUGAACUUGGAAAAUGACCCUCCUGCACCACAAAACGGCAUCACAUUUUAUUCUGUCGUGCCGGUAUUUAACAGUGACCCCGAUCGUACAGCUGUUUUAAAAACCGACGUUACUUUUCAGGAUGACGUCCCACUGUGUGUGCGCUUCAAAACUGACGUAAAUAAUGAUGCCGGUUCUGCAAGCCAAUUAUCUCUCCAAGUCAGCGAUAAUGCAAACACUGAACGACGUACUCUACUUACUAUAUCUAACACUGGAAACGUUUGGGAAUCAAUAGAGCAUGAAAUUCCAUCUUCAGCUUCAAGCGUGAACAGAAUGGUGUACUUCAGUGGAACGUAUGGAUCAGGCUUGGGAGUUCAUCUUGAUGAUAUAUCUAUAUUUCCAGGAAAAUGUAAUUUGUGCAGUCCUAAUCCAUGUGAAAAUGGCGGAAGCUGUACACAAACAGGAAAUGUCAGGCAGUGUCAAUGUGUGACCGGAUUCGACGGGGACACAUGUGGGGAAAUUGUUCAAUGCCUUGCUGACACCUGUCUAAAUGGCGGAACGUGUCACAACAAUGGUGGUGUGCUCUCCUGUGAUUGUGUUACCGGCUUUACUGGACAGACAUGUCAAUUCAUAGAUCGAUGUGUGCCAAACAAUCCUUGUAAUAAUAAUGGCUUGUGUUCACAAUCUGAGGAUACCUACACGUGUACAUGUGCCAAUGGAUUUUGGGGAACAAACUGCGAUGACAAUGAUAUAUGUUUAACGGCUAACAAUUGUGAGAAUGGAGCGACUUGCAUACAAACAGGAAGCACUACUAAAUUUUGUAACUGUAAUGAUGGUUUCUACGGAACUCUAUGCGAAAUAACAGAUAUAUGUUCGACUCAGCCGUGUCAAAAUGGAGGCAACUGCAAUGUGGGGACGAAUUCCAAGUUUUACUGCUCCUGUCCAACUAAUUUCAUAGAAGAUUUAUGUUCUGUAGAUGGAGUCGGCUGUUCAUUUGAGAUAGACCAGACUUGUCCUUUCACCUCCGUACCUUUUGAUAAUUUUGACUGGGAGGUCAGCACCGAAGGAGGUCCUUCAACAAUGCAGCACGGAGAAGUAUACAUGUUCGCUAGUAAUGACGGUCGCAACAAUGGUGACAUGGCAUGGCUUUAUACAACUACCGGCAUGCCAACAACCGGUGAGUACUGUGUUACAUUUUACUUCGCGAUGUAUAAGGCUCCUGGACUUUUUGGAGUGUAUUCAACGACACCUUCAGACGACAGGCUCUCCUCAAGAUGGAUUGUAUCGGGAGAAAAUUUUACUGAGUUUAGACUUUCUAAAACCAAUAUACCUUCCGGACAUACAAAGGUUGCAUUCGUAAUAAGUCUAACCGGUGCUGUUGAUACUGGCGCAUACGUGGCCCUAGACAACAUCAAGAUUUAUUCCGGAUCUUGCGAUGCUUGCAAACCCAACCCAUGUGACAACGGAGGGACAUGUGCUGAGGUGAAUGGUGGCGCUUUCUGUACCUGUGCCAGUGGCUACAUGGGGCCAACUUGUUCCGAAAAUACGCCGGUUUGCGAAUCCAACCCUUGUCAAAACGGAGGGACAUGUUCUGGGUCUGCAGAUUCCUUCACCUGUGCUUGCGCCGAUGGAUUUUCCGGACUGCUUUGUGAACAAGGUCAGAUAGGAAUAAUAUUUCAGUGUAAUUCAGCACCGUGUCAAAAUGGAGGUACUUGUAACGCAGCAGGAUCAUCAUUUAGUUGUAGCUGUGAUACCGGGUUUACGGGAUCGACAUGUGAAACAAACAUUCAGUGUAAUUCAGCACCAUGUCAAAAUGGAGGUACUUGUAACCCAGCAGGAUCAUCAUUUAGUUGUAGCUGUGAUACCGGGUUUACGGGAUCGACAUGUGAAACAAACAGUAAGACACAAAAACUUUAA
Molecule: messenger RNA, 3846 nt
Organism: Ylistrum balloti
Lineage: Eukaryota; Metazoa; Mollusca; Bivalvia; Pectinida; Pectinidae
Product: fibropellin-1-like
Exons: 26
Coding region: 1-3846 (1281 amino acids)
Biological process (GO): heterophilic cell-cell adhesion; establishment or maintenance of epithelial cell apical/basal polarity; proteolysis
Cellular component (GO): protein-containing complex; plasma membrane
Molecular function (GO): metalloendopeptidase activity; calcium ion binding
Source: RefSeq, a predicted model, not a curated record